Oncorhynchus keta (chum salmon) is the source of this 10855-nucleotide messenger RNA. Its product is annotated as cell adhesion molecule DSCAML1-like. The transcript is spliced from 33 exons. Gene Ontology annotation, molecular function: cell-cell adhesion mediator activity. Lineage: Eukaryota; Metazoa; Chordata; Actinopteri; Salmoniformes; Salmonidae. Gene Ontology annotation, biological process: homophilic cell-cell adhesion; axon guidance; dendrite self-avoidance. The coding region runs from base 73 to 6213 and encodes 2046 amino acids. Gene Ontology annotation, cellular component: plasma membrane; axon. The record is from RefSeq and is a predicted model, not a curated record.
UGGCCAAAGACUGCGCCGCACACUCGCCAGGAUUGCCAAACAUUCCUGAAAAAUAUACCUGCUAUUUAUGGCAUGUGGCUUGUAACUUUACUCCUGCUGUACUCUCUCCAGGAAGUACACAGUGAGGAUGUGGGCUCUACCAGGCUGUACUUUGUGAACGCGUCCCUCCAGAGGCUGACCUACUCCAGCUCGGUGGGGGUGUCUCUGCCCUGUCCGGCUGGCGGCACCCCCACCGCCAUCCUGCGCUGGUACCUGGCCACCGGCGAUGACAUCUACGACGUGCCCCACAUCCGUCAUGUCCAUGCCAAUGGCACCCUCCAACUCUACCCCUUCUCUCCCUCCGCCUUCAACUCCUACAUCCACGACAACGACUACUUCUGCACCGCAGAGAACCAGGCUGGCAAGAUCCGCAGCCCGAACAUCAGAGUCAAAGCUGUGUUCAGGGAGCCGUACACGGUGCGUGUGGCAGACCAGCGCUCCAUGCGGGGCAACGUGGCCGUGUUCAAGUGCCUCAUUCCCACCGCUGUGCAGGAGUACGUCAGCGUGGUGUCCUGGGAGAGAGACACCGUUUCCAUCAUCCCAGCUAACAGGUUCUUCCUGACAUCCUUUGGUGCUCUGUACAUCUCAGAUGUCCAGAAAGAGGAUGCCCUCUCCACCUACCGCUGCAUCACCAAGCACAAAUACAGUGGAGAGACACGCCAGAGCAAUGGAGCCAGGCUGUCUGUCAUGGACCCCACAGAGUCGUCUCCCUCUAUCCUGGACAGUUUCCUAGCGGGGGAGGUGCGGGCGGGUCUGAGUGUGGAGCUUCCCUGCAUUGCAGCAGGGUACCCCAGCCCCACAGUGCGCUGGCUGAAGGACGGCCGCCCAUUGCCUUCCGAUGCCCACUGGACGCGGCGCCUCACGGGUCUGACCAUCAGUGACCUCAGGCAGGAGGACAGCGGCAGCUAUGCCUGUGAGGUCACCAACAGCUUCGGCUCCAAGGAGGUGUCCGGAGCACUUUAUGUCAUAGACCCCCUGCGAGUGACCCUUUCUCCCAAGAGUCUAAAGACGGGCAUCAGCAGUACCCUGUUCUUUACCUGUGCUGUGGAGGGUUCUCCAGAGUACACAGUGGCCUGGUACAGGAACACAGACCCCAUAAUCCCAGAUCAGCACAUCUCUAUCCAGGGCCCCCACAACGACACACUGCAGAUCACAGCGGCUCAGAAGAGCCAUUCUGGGGCUUACCAGUGCUUCGCCUCCCGCAAGGGCCACACUGCCCAGGACUUCUCUAUCAUACUGCUGGAGGAUGGUACUCCUCGUAUCGUGUCGUCCUUCAGUGAGCGCGUGGUCGCCCCCGGGGAGCCUUUCUCCCUGAUGUGUGGCGCCAAAGGAGCCCCACCCCCUUCCAUCACCUGGACGCUGGACGACGAGCCUGUGGUGCGAGACUCCGCCUACAAGACAAGCCAGUACACCCUAUCAGACGGCCUGACCGUGUCACAUGUCAACGUCAGCAGCCCGGCCAUCCGCGACGGGGGAGUGUAUCGCUGCGCCGCACGCAACUCGGCCGGUAGCGCCGAGUACCAAGCGCGCAUAAACGUAAGAGGUUCUCCUAGGAUCAGGGAGAUGCGUGACAUCACGGCUGUAGCUGGAAGGAACACCUUUAUAACCUGUCGUGUGAUUGGUUACCCAUACUACUCUAUCAAGUGGUUUAAGGACGGCAUGCUGCUGCCUGACAACCAUCGGCAGGUUGUGUAUGAGAAUGGAACCCUGAGGCUGAGUGAUGUGCAGAAGGGCAUGGACGAGGGUACCUACCUGUGUAGUGUGCUCAUACAGCCACAGACCUCCAUCGACCAGACUGUCCACGUCACUGUGAAAGUGCCGCCCCUGAUCCAGCCCUUUGACAUCCCUUCCACGUCGGUGGGAAAGCUGAUGUACAUCGCCUGCGUGGUGUCGUCAGGUGACAUGCCUAUCCGCAUCACCUGGCACAAAGAUGGGCAGCUUAUCGUGCCUGGCUCAGCCUCCGGCGUUGGCAUAGAGACCAAGGAGUUCAUGAGCUCCCUGCAGAUCUCCAAGGUGACCCUGAAGCACAACGGCAACUACACCUGCAUUGCUAGCAACGCCGCGGCAACCGUCAGCUGGGAGAGACAACUGAUCGUCACCGUUCCCCCUCGCUUUGUGGUACAGCCUAACAACCAGGAUGGGAUCUAUGGGAAGGCAGGAGUACUCAACUGCUCUGUGGAGGGAUACCCUCCUCCCAAAGUCAUGUGGAAACACGCCAAAGGUAUAGGGAACCCCCAGCAGUACCACCCUGUGCCUCUGACUGGUCGGAUCCAGAUCAUGGGGAACGGCUCCCUGCUGAUCCGUCACGUCCUGGAGGAUGACCGGGGAUACUACCUCUGUCAGGCCUCCAACGGAGUGGGCUCUGACAUCAGCAAGAGCAUGGUUCUUACUGUCAAGAUUCCAGCCAUGAUCACGUCACACCCCAACACCACUAUGGCCAUCAAGGGCCAGGUGAAGGAGCUGAACUGCACAGCGCGGGGAGAGCAGCCCAUCAUCAUCCGCUGGGAGAGGGGCGACACCGUCAUCGACGCCGAGAGGAACCCCCGCUACUCCAUCACCAUCAACAAGAAAGGGGACGAGGUCAUCUCCACGCUCAAGCUGAAGCCAGCGGAGCGCGGGGACUCAGUCUUCUUCUCCUGCCAUGCCAUCAACUCAUACGGAGAGGGGCGAGGACUCAUCCAGCUUACCGUGCAAGAGCCUCCUGACCCUCCUGAGUUGGAGGUGAGAGAGGUGAAGGACCGCAGUAUGAACCUGCGCUGGAUCCAGAGGUUCGAUGGCAACAGCAUCAUCACCAGCUACGACAUCGAGUAUAAGAACAAGUCUGAUACUUGGGAUCACAAGUACACCACCAGGAACAUCUCCCCCACUAACAACCAGGCUAACAUCGUGGAGCUGCACCCUGCCUGUGUCUACAGCAUCCGCAUGUACUCCUUCAACAAGAUCGGACGCAGCCAGCCUAGCAAGGAGCUCACCAUCAGCACUGAAGAAGCACAACCUGAUGGGCCCCCUAUGGACGUGAUCCUCCAGCCAAUGACGUCGCAGAGCAUACGGGUCACAUGGAGGGCCCCCAGGAAGGAGCUUCAGAACGGGGUGAUCCGGGGCUACCAGAUUGGUUACCGUGAGAACGGGCCGGGCAGUAACGGCCAGUACAGCAUUGUGGAGAUGAAGGCCACAGGGGACAGCGAGGUGUACACUCUGGGCAACUUGAAGAAGUUUGCCCAGUAUGGAGUGGUGGUCCAGGCCUUCAACAGGGCUGGUACUGGCCCCUCUAGCAGUGAGAUCAACGCUACCACACUGGAGGAUGUGCCCAGCCAGCCACCCCAGAACGUGCGGGCCAUCUCGGUGACGUCAGACGAGGCGGUGAUCACAUGGGCGGAGCCCCCGCGUCUGACGCUGCAUGGCGUGCUGAAGGGCUACCGCGUGGUGUUCUGGUCCCUCUUCCCUGAUGGAGAAUGGGGAGAGAUGCAGAACAUCACUACAACUCGUGAGCAGGUGGAGCUGAGAGGGCUGGAGAAGUUCACUAACUACAGUGUCCAGGUGCUGGCCUACACACAGGCUGGGGACGGGGUCAGGAGCAAUGUCCUGUACAUCCAAACCCGCGAGGACCUCCCAGGUCCUCCAGCUGGUAUCAAAGCCGUGCCCUCAUCUCCCAGCAGUGUGGUCGUGUCCUGGCUACCCCCCCAUAAACCCAAUGGUGUCAUCCGCAAGUACACCAUCUACUGCUCCAGCCCAGGCUCCGGACAGCCGGCUCCCAGUGAGUAUGAGACCAACCCAGAGAUGUUGUUCUACAGGAUCACCCAUCUGACCCGCGGUAAACAGUACCUCAUCUGGGCCGCCGCGGUGACAACCGCUGGCCGCGGCAACAUCAGCGAAAAGGUCACCGUGGAGCCUGCUGGGAAAGCACCAGCUAAGAUCCUGUCGUUCGGGGGCACAGUGACCACUCCCUGGAUGAAGGAGAUCCGUUUGCCUUGCAGCUCAGUGGGAGAACCCACCCCCACCUUCAAAUGGACCAAAGACAGUGAGUACACGGCUAUUCCUGUGACUGUGGACGGACAGCGUCAGAUCCUGUCCAAUGGUACUCUAGUGCUACGGUCCGUCAAAGCUGAGGAUUCUGGGUACUACACGUGCACGGCCACCAACACGCUGGGCUUUGACACCAUCAUUGUCAACCUGCUGGUGCAAGUUCCUCCAGACCAGCCCCGUCUGACCGUCUCCACCACCUCUACCUCUUCCAUCACCCUGGCCUGGAUACCUGGGGACAACGGAGGCAGCUCCAUCAGAGGUUUUGUCCUGCAGUACUCGGUAGACAACACAGAGGAGUGGAGGGAUGUGUUCAUUACUUCCACUGAGCGUUCCUUCAGGCUGGACAACCUGCGCUGUGGCACCUGGUACAAGGUCAAACUGGCAGCCAAGAACAGCGUGGGUUCAGGACGCAUCUCUGAGAUCAUCGAGGCCAAGACGCACGGACGAGAGCCUGCGUUCAACAAGGAGCAGCCCCUGCUCACCCACAUCAACUCCACCCACGCGGGGCUCAACCUGCAGGGCUGGACCAGCGGAGGCUGCCCCAUCACCACUCUGCUGCUGGACUUCCGGCCCAAGGGCACGUGGGCCUGGCAGAGCCUGAAGGCCAACGCCACAGCCCAGCUCUUCCUCAGCGAGCUGCGGGAGGCCACCUGGUACGAACUGAAGAUGAAGGCCUGCAACAGUGCCGGCUGUGGGAACCAGAGCUCCCAGUUCGCCACCACAGACUACGAUGGCAGUACCAUCCCUCCUAUAAACUCGGCCCAGGAGGACAGAGACGAUGUGAAGAAGCUGUUCUCCAUAGGCUCUCCUGUCAUCCUGGUCACCCUGGGCGUCGCCCUGCUCUUCAUCAUCCGCAAGAAACGCAAAGAGAAGAGACUGAAACGACUCAGAGAUGCUAAGAGCCUUGCAGAGAUGCUUAUCAGUAAGAACAACCGCAGCAUGGACACCCCAGUGAAGGGUCCUCCCCAGGGCCCCCGGCUCCACAUCGACAUACCCCGUGUCCAGCUGCUUAUCGAGGACAAGGAGGGGAUCAAACAGAUAGGUGAGGACAAGGCAGCGGCCCCAGUGACGGACAGCGAGUUCAGCCAAUCGGUGAAUCCACAGAGCUUCUGCACGGGCGUGUCUCUGCACCACCCCGCCCUCAUCCAGAACACAGGGCCAUUGAUUGACAUGUCAGACAUCCGCCCUGGAACCAACCCAGUGUCGAGGAAGAGUGUGAAGUCGGCCCACAGCUCCAGGAACCGUUACUCCAGCCAGUGGACCUUGAGCAGGCCGGGCCAGAGCCAAUCAACAGCCUCCGCAAGAACUCUGACCUCUGACUGGCGCACCAUGGGCUCUCACGGCAUCACCGCCACCGAGAGUGACAGCUACAGCGCCAGCCUGUCGCAGGACACUGAUAAGGGUCGUAACAGCAUGGUGUCCACAGAGAGUGCGUCGUCUACGUACGAGGAGCUGGCACGGGCCUACGAACACGCCAAACUGGAGGAGCACCUGCAGCAUGCCAAGUUCACUAUCACAGAAUGUUUCAUCUCCGACAGCUCCUCUGAUCAGAUGACCACUGGCACCAACGACCCGGCCGACAGCAUGACAUCACUCAGCACGCCGUCCGAAACAGGCCUUUGUCGCUUCACCGCCUCGCCACCCAAACCCCAAGACUAUGACCGCGGCAGACCUACCAAUGUGGCCGUGCCCAUCCCCCACCGCGCCAACAAGAGUGAAUUCUGCAACCUCCCACUCUACAUGAAGACAGACCCUUUCUUCAGGAAACAGGCAGAACUGCAUGACCCGUGUCCUGCUGUACCGCCCCGGGAGGCCUCCAUCCGCAGCCUGGCACAGCGGGCGUACCACACCCAGGGCCGUCACAUGACUCUGGACCCGUCCAAGCAGCAGGCCCUGACGCUGGGACACUCUGGGCUGGCCAGCCUGGGUGUGAGCUCAGGUACUGCCACCCUGCCCCAGAGGACUCUCACUAUGCCCAGCUCCAACCCUGCAGCCACAGCCUCCACCUCCAGCACCAGCAGUAAUCCCACUGGCUCCAGCACCAAGAUGGGGGGCUCCAGAGACUCACUGCUAGAGAACAGCUCCUCAGCGUUGGGUAGACUGCAGAAGCAAGGGGUCGGGGCCUACUCCAAGUCUUACACACUGGUGUAGCUACUAGCCCCCCUUCUCUCUCUCAAAGACUAUACACUCCUGUCUGGCCCGGCCCCACACCAGUGUUCUACACAUCAGGUCAGGGUGGGUAUGUAGUGCAUUGCAGUGCAGCAGGUGUCCCCAGCUAACAGCUAACUACUGUAACAGCUAAUUACCCAGUAGCGUGAGUAGUCUUAAUUGUGACCUUGGGUUCUGCCUCCCAGGAAUGACCAGAGACCAUUGUAACCUGCCUGAUUCAUGCUCACCUGGACCUGUAUAAAACAAACUACUAUCUACUGACUACCAGUUAGCCUGCUGCCAUGCUAGCAUGCUGCUCAGUAUCCGGGGACGUAUCCACACACACACACACACACACACACACACACACACACUCACACUCACACUCACACUCACACACACUCGCACACACUCGCACACGCACACGCACACACACACACACACACACACACACACACACACACACACACACACACACACACACACACACACACACACACUCACACACACACACUCACACGCUCACACGCACACGCACACGCACACACACACACACACACACACACACACAGAGGAAGAUCUGGAGCUGUUCUCCAAGGUAAUUUCAAACCAAUUGAGUAUUACUGAGGAGCUGAACGGUGAAAGCUCACUGCUCGUGCUGAUGAAGUCAAUUAUAGCAGAGGAGUCUGGGCUAAAAGCAGUGUUGAUUACACACACAUAUAUUAUGCUGCCCUCCAUGGUUUGAGCAGAAGCUCCUGCAGGACUUCCAGUUUUAUCCCCUCUAGUCUUGUCUCACUCUCUAUGUCUCCACGUCCAGUCUCACUCUCCAUCGGCAGUUACUCUCUCUCUCUCUCUCUCUCUGUGGAUUCCAUAAGGAAGGGUUUCAGGUUCACCUCACUUAGAAUUUUAAGUUCGUAUUUUUAGCACAUUUAUUGUUGAUAUGUCCCACCCUCCUCUUUCCCAACUCAACAUUAUCCGAUAGCUUUUGACCGAAACAUGACAACCCAAAUAACCCAGCAAUGAUUUGAAAACGUCAGGGCUCUCGCAAUACAAACAAAUAUAGAAUAUUUGGUAUUUUAAAGAUUUUACAUAUAUAUUUCUGUAUAAGUAUAUUAUGUCAUUUAAGUGAAAUUAUGGCAAAGAAUAAAACUAUACAACCAUUUAAAUGUUUUAAAAACUAUAAGAAUGAGACAAUCGCUCAAUCAUGUGAAGAGCAGGGAAAAUGAAAGAGGAGGAAAGAAUAGAAGAGUAUUAUGAAGAGGGAGGAGCACGUGUAUAUAGAGGGUGUUCUUUAUGUUACUGUAGACAGGCUGAGAGGAAUGAGGUGACUUCCUUUUCAGACAGGAAGUGUCCAUCUCAAAGCCCCCUAUUAGUUAGUAUCUUAUAAGAUCGUCAGUGAUUGGUUGGUGUACUUACUUUCAGAAGCCAAAUCAUUUCCUCUGAAGACGGGUGUAUCCAGGGCGACCUACACUGUUGACACUGUUGUCUAUCAUCUCUCUGCUUUCGUUCACCUGUUACUUGAGUAAACAGAGGCCAUGACCUCUCAGGGCCUCAGGUAUGGGCAUUUGACCUUUGACGUGUGGUAGCAGCGGGGUUACAGAGUCACUGUGAGUGGAGCAGAAGUCAGGGAUCAGAGCACGGCUACUGUACCCACAGCUAGCUACCACACAGUGUACACCAGUAGCCCUGUGACGUCUACCAACCUCUCAGCCCAUGUAUUACUGUCUCCCUCCUUCCAAUACAAAAUGGCCGCCAAGACACCAAGAGGAUAAUCAUGUGAAGUAAGUUAAUUGACUAGUUUAGCAGAGAGACGUUACCAGCCAGUCAGGGUGUUCAGUUUGAAUAUGAUAAGAUGAUGUGCAGUCAGUGGUCUAUUGGUGUCUCUGUUGCUGCCCUGUCUGAAGUACUGUAUAUUUCCCACUUCUUUCUCCAUCCCCAAUAUCCAUGUCCAUCCUCAUCCCCUGCACCAUUUUGUGCUACUACAUGUACAUCAACACAGGAACUUGUUGGAAUGUCUAUUGAAGUAUUGCCAUUCAAAUGUUUUGUCGUUUCUUUUGUUUUUUGAUUAUUUGUCCAUCUGUUGAUUUUGAAUUGAAUAUAUUUGUUUUUGCUUGUUUAUUCAUAUGUAUUUUUUGGGUUCCAGAGGCCAGACAGUACUGAGGCAUAACACACCUAUGAUUUCGGCCAGCUUUAACCAAGUAAAAUCAGGGACUAGCUCUUUAGGUCACACCAGAGCCAUGUAUUUAGAAAGCAGGGCCAAUGCGGUUUCUGCAUUAUGAUGCAUUUACAUGACACUUCAACAUUCUAUGGCAGCCAUGUUAGCUCCCCAUUAACAUCACAUGGGGAAUAUUUUAGCAAUGCUAUGUAACUGAAUGUCUAGAAUUCUAAAAGUUGUUUGAACUCUCUAUAUACAGUGGGGAGAACAAGUAUUUGAUACACUGCCGAUUUUGCAGGUUUUCCUACUUACAAAGCAUGUAGAGGUCUGUAAUUUUUUAUCAUAGGUACACUUCAACUGUGAGAGGCGGAAUCUAAAAUCCAGAAAAUCACAUUGUAUGAUUUUUAAGUAAUUAAUUUGCAUUUUAUUGCAUGACAUAAGUAUUUGAUCACCUACCAACCAGUAAGAAUUCUGGCUCUCACAGACCUGUUCGUUUUUCUUUAAGAAGCCUUCCUGUUCUCCACUCAUUACCUGUAUUAACUGCACCUGUUUGAACUCGUUACCUGUAUAAAAGGCACCUGUCCACACACUCAAUCAAACAGACUCCAACCUCUUCACAAUGGCCAAGACCAGAGAGCUGUGUAAGGACUUCAGGGAUAAAAUUGUAGACCUGUACAAGGCUGGGAUGGGCUACAGGUCAAUAGGCAAGCAGCUUGGUGAGAAGGCAACAACUUUUGGCGCAAUUAUUCGAAAAUGGAAGAAGUUCAAGAUGACCCUCGGUCUGGGGCUCCAUGCAAGAUCUCACCUCGUGGGGCAUCAAUGAUCAUGAGGAAGGUGAGGGAUCAGCCCAGAACUACACGGCAGUACCUGCUCAAUGACCUGAGAAGAGCUGGGACCACAGUCUCAAAGAAAACCACACACUACGCCGUCAUGGAUUAAAAUCCUGCAGCGCACUCAAGGUCCCCCUGCUCAAGCCAGCGCCCGUCUGAAGUUUGCCAAUGACCAUCUGGAUGAUCCAAAGGAGGAAUGGGAGAAGGUCAUGUGGUCUGAUGAGACAAAAAUAGAGCUUUUUGGUCUAAACUCCAUUCGCCGUGUUUGGAGGAAGAAGAAGGAUGAGUACAACCCCAAGAACACCAUCCCAACUGUGAAGCAUGGAGAUGGAAACAUCAUUCUUUGGGGAUGCUUUUCUGCAAAGGGGACAGGACGACUGCACCGUAUUGAGGGGAGGAUGGAUGGGGCCAUGUAUCGCGAGAUCUUGGCCAACAACCUCCUUCCCUCAGUAAGAACAUUGAAGAUGGGUUGUGGCUGGGUCUUCCAGCAUGACAAUGACCCGAAACACACAGCCAGGGCAACUAAGGAGUAGCUCCGUAAGAAGCAUCUCAAGGUCCUGGAGUGGCCUAGCCAGUCUCCAGACCUGAACCCAAUAGAAAAUCUUUGGAGGGAGCUGAAAGUCCGUAUUGCCCAGCGACAGCCCCGAAACCUGAAUGAUCUGGAGAAGGUCUGUAUGGAGGAGUGGGCCAAAAUCCCUGCUGCAAUGUGUGCAAACCUGGUCAAGAACUACAGGAAACGUAUGAUCUCUGUAAUUGCAAACAAAGGUUUCUGUACCAAAUAUUAAGUUCUGUUUUUCUGAUGUAUCAAAUAAUUAUGUCAUGCAAUAAAAUGGAAAUGAAUUACUUAAAAAUCAUACAAUGUGAUUUUCUGGAUUUUUGUUUUAGAUUCCGUCUCUCAUAGUUGAAGUGUACCUAUGAUAACAAUUACAGACCUCUACAUGCUUCUAAGUAGGAAAACUUGCAAAAUCGGCAGUGUAUCAAAUACUUGUUCUCCCCACUGUAUAUGUCUCUGGGUCACACACUGAAACUGUGUAUAUACUGGACAGGGUCAGGAAAAGCGGACCCUCCCAACCAGCUCUCUCUAGUCAACUCCCUGCCACCUUGGACAUUCAUUACAUACACUACCUUUGGCAGUAUUGUUUAUAAAUUAACUCUUGUACAUAAAACACAGUUUUGUAUGAAGAGCUAUUUUCGUCAGAAUAAAAUAGGGCAAGAUCAGGGUUGAAUCAUGCCCCACUUCAAAAUGAAAACAACAUGAAUGAAAAUAUUGAUUUGAUAAACAUUAAUUUCGACCUUGGGCAAAAUAUUUUUUUCUCUAUUCCCUUCAUGUUUUUUUAUACUAAUUUGUUGAAUUUUUAUGCUUUUUUUAAAGGUAUUUUGAUGUUGUCAUUUGUCCUGUUCACUUUUUUAAUGAUCAUUUUUUGUAUUUUGUUCACCCUCAAAAAUGACAUUGCAUGCUAGGGAAAAGGUGAGGGAAAGAAAUGUACAAAAAAAAUUAAAUUUGAAGAAAAGAAAAUGUUGAGAGGAUUCCAAACAUUCCUUUGAGUUGCUUCUAAUAGCAAUUGCUUGUCUUUAAAAGAACAUUUUCUAUGAAAAGUAAUGAAAAAUACUAACAAAAAGAGUAUUCUAACACCUUGUGCAAUAAAACUAUCUUUCUAUA